GCUCAUUCCACGCCCCCAUGGCACUUGCCUUGAGCAGCGUUCUUAUGAUGACUGGCUGCAAAUACUCUGUCUGAGUCUGUGUCCCGGAUGAUGUUCGACUUGGCAUCAAUGCGCCGUACCUGGCCGCGCUGUCGGUAUUUUACCCGUUGAAGUCCCCCGCCGGCCCCGACAGGGGUGCCAAUCACCGCCGAGUCGCAAAGCUGAACUCAUAUAAGAUAGCUUGGGCGCGACCCUGGCGCGACACUCCUCUGAUCCAGCAAGCAUGUCUACCCCAAGCAACGAUUCCAUCAACGACUUCGACGAUGAAGGCGGUCGCUUUCGACACCCGUUCACGGACGUCGGCGACUUCGACUACCUCGACGCGGACGAUGAUGAUCCCGAUGACAAGGAUACGCCCCGUACCCUCGUCGAGAUUCGUAUGUGCGCGCUGAGCGCCGCCAUACGCGAGAAGGUCGACUGGCAUGUCAAGUAUCGUGACGAGAAGAUACGGACCAAAUGGGCGGAAGAGAUUCGCGAACAACAGAAAGAUGUGCAUCAGAGCCUUCAACUCACGGAGAACAUGAUCAACUAUGUCUUGACUGAACUUGAUGCACACGCCGCGAUGCGUGACCCGAACACAGGCAUUGAGCCUGGUCCGUACGAGCGUACGUGGAAGUCCGAUCAACUCAUACCCGCUGGCUUGAGGACGGAGCUGCUGUCCGCGGUUGCACCCCUCGAGUCGGUUCCCGACUCGGAGAAGGACUGGCACCCUGGAUCCGACGGCAAAGUCCUAGAUCUCGUCCACCCGUCACUGUAUCCCGUCGUUUAUGGCCGUACGACAUCGACGUCCGGUGAAUUGCUCGAACCUCGUAUAGACGAUGACAUGGACUCUGUCUUCACGUCCGAGCGUUUCCAGUGGCUGCCGUCAGACUUCCGUGUCGCCGACGACGGAACCGUCAAGCUGACGUCGCCCUACAUCAACAACGUCCACCCAGAGGACCAUGUAGCCCUCGAGAAGGUGAUACCCGCAGUACUCGAGCGAGCUGUGCCCAUUUUCGAGUGGGUGCUCUCCGAUCUCGCACGCGAGAAGCAGGUGCCGACACGCAUGGACCUGAAGGGACACAAGUUCCCCGAGUGCAUAUGGGAUCCCACCAAGCCUACUCCCGAAGGCGAGGAGGAAGAGGCUCUCAAGGCGGAGGUUCGCCGCCUGGAGGCAGCAAGAGAUCCUGAACAGUCAUGGACCGACUACGGCAGAAUCAUCAGGCAUCAAUGGUUGGACAAGCAAUCGAAGACUUGGCCAGAGAGUAAGCCGGCGUACGACCAUGGCCUGGACGAAGUGAAGAAGACUGUCAACUUGCGCGGACAGACGCUGCAGAUCAUCGUGAAGCUGGCGAAUAUCGUUCUCACUCCCGAGAACCCAGAGUACGGCGGAGGCACAUGGCACGUGGAAGGCAUGAAUAACGAAGCCAUUGUCUCAACGUUCAUCUACUACUACGACUGCGAGAAUCUCACGGAAUCCACGCUUUCCUUCCGCAACGCCGUCAAUGAACCACGAUACCAUGGCCAGGAUGACAGCUACUGUAUGACGCAUCUGUAUGGCAUUGACCGGGACGACCGCUGCGUGCAGGACGUCGGCAAGGUCAUCACGAAGCAAGACAGGUGCAUCGCGUUCCCGAAUCUAUACCAGCACCUUGUUUCGCCCUUCCGCCUGGCGGACCCUACCAAACCUGGCCACCGCAAGAUCCUCGUGUUCUUCUUGGUGGACCCUCACAUCAAGAUCCCGUCGGCGUCCAUAGUCGCACCGCAACAAGCAUCGUGGGUGCAACGCGCCCUUCCGGGAACCGUGCUAUGGGAGCGUCUGCCCGUCGAGCUACAGGAUAUCGUACUGAACUAUGCGGACUUUAUGACCGAUCAGCAAGCGAAAGCCUACCGCGAGGAACUCAUGAACGAGCGUACGGCCUUCGUUGAGACGGUCGACGAGAACCGCUUCGGUCAUGAAUUCAAUAUGUGUGAACAUUGAGUGAUACCCUAGUCUACGACCGCGGAUGGCGAAGUCAUGUGUACAGUACUAUUAGCAGGCUGAGUAUCUUGUUGUCCAGUUCACGACGUAGUAACAGUCGAGCCAUUAA
Molecule: messenger RNA, 2108 nt
Organism: Rhodofomes roseus
Lineage: Eukaryota; Fungi; Basidiomycota; Agaricomycetes; Polyporales; Fomitopsidaceae
Exons: 11
Coding region: 263-1999 (578 amino acids)
Source: RefSeq, a predicted model, not a curated record